This is a messenger RNA of Lathyrus sativus (Indian pea), 903 nucleotides long. The record is from the annotation of a GenBank genome assembly. NCBI's taxonomy places the organism in Eukaryota, Viridiplantae, Streptophyta, Magnoliopsida, Fabales, Fabaceae.
AUGCCAAGUGUUAUACCAAAUCCAUCCGACAAAGAUUCAGAACCAUUUGUCGAAACUGAUCCGACCGGAAGAUAUGGAAGAUACAACGAACUCCUAGGAUCCGGCGCUGUGAAGAAAGUAUACAGAGCAUUUGAUCUAGGAGAAGGAAUAGAAGUAGCUUGGAAUCAAGUUAAGCUCAGAAACUUCAGUAAGGACCCUGCAAUGGUGGAUAGGCUUUACUCUGAAGUGAGAUUGCUUAGAAGCCUGACGAAUAAAAACAUCAUUGCCCUUUAUAGUGUUUGGAGAGAUGAGAAUGAUAACACACUGAAUUUCAUUACUGAGGUUUGCACAAGUGGGAAUUUGAGGGAGUAUAGGAAGAAACAUAAACAUGUUUCUGUUAGGGCUUUGAAGAAGUGGUCUAAGCAGAUUCUGGAAGGGUUGAAUUAUUUGCAUGUUCAUGAUCCUUGUAUCAUUCAUAGAGACCUCAAUUGCAGUAAUGUUUUUGUCAAUGGAAAUACUGGCCAGGUUAAGAUUGGAGACUUAGGAUUGGCAGCAAUUGUGGGAAAGACCCAUUCAGCGCAUUCAGUUUUGGGGACACCAGAAUUUAUGGCACCAGAAUUAUAUGAAGAGAGCUACACAGAGAUGGUGGACAUAUACUCAUUUGGAAUGUUAGUAUUAGAGAUGGUGACACUAGAGAUUCCAUAUAGUGAAUGUGACAGUGUUGCAAAGAUAUACAAGAAGGUUUCUUCAGGUGUGAGACCACAAUCCCUAAACAAGAUUAAAGAUGCAGAGGUUAAGGCUUUCAUUGAAAAGUGUCUUGCUCAACCAAGGGCUAGACCUUCUGCUCAAGAAUUGCUCAAGGAUCCUUUCUUGGAUGUUUUAGAUGAUGAUGAAAAUGAUGAUUAUAAUUCGGAUACUUUGUGA